Messenger RNA from Penaeus chinensis, 6553 nucleotides. It is a transcript of the gene FoxP, whose product is annotated as forkhead box protein P1-like. The transcript is spliced from 17 exons. The record is from RefSeq and is a predicted model, not a curated record. Gene Ontology annotation, molecular function: RNA polymerase II cis-regulatory region sequence-specific DNA binding; DNA-binding transcription factor activity, RNA polymerase II-specific. Lineage: Eukaryota; Metazoa; Arthropoda; Malacostraca; Decapoda; Penaeidae. Bases 495 to 2627 code for a protein of 710 amino acids. Gene Ontology annotation, cellular component: nucleus. Gene Ontology annotation, biological process: regulation of transcription by RNA polymerase II.
CUAGUUGCUCGCGGACCACAGUGCGGGGCGGACGUACACCUCGGGCUCGUCUGCUUCUCGCCGCCACACCGCUGCUCCUCGACUCGCGCUGUCUCCGCUCGCUUGUCGCUCUGGUGUCCCCGAGUUUUUUAAGCUUUCGAUUGACGAACAGUUUUAAUCAGCCCUCGUUCGAAAGUGUUCCGAAGACAUUGUUACGUCGUGUGAGAAAGAGUAAGAAAAAAAGCGAAGAGAAAAGAAAGAAAAAUAUAUUUGCUGACGGACAGUUCUUUCCACUCAUGUGACGGUUUUGUGAAGUUUGUCAUUGACUCGUUACCGCUAAUAUUCCAAUCAGCGGUCCAUUUGAUUUUAUUUUCGAUACAUUAGCCAUCAAAACCGACCGAUAAUUUGAUGGGAUUGAUGAAUCCUCUCCACGCCGAGUUGAAGACUUGACGAUAGAAGAAAACCACGAGAAGACAAGGCCAGAUUUUGAAGACGCUUAGAUUAAAACCUCCCCGAUGUUAGCGUUAGAAACCCCAAUGGAUCUGUUUCACCAGCAGCAACAGCAGCUGGCUGAGUUGGGUCGCAAACAGCUGGAGCAGAUCCUGCAGCAGCUACAAGAGCAGCUGCAGGUCAACCUCAUCCAGCAGACGCAGCUCAUGCAGACCGCAGACAAGAGCAAGGCGUCCGGCCCCUUGGCUCAGCUGGGCGCACAGCAGCAGCAGUUGGUGCAGCAGUUGCAGGCGGUGCAGCGGCAGUACUUGCUGCAGUCGGGCCUUCAUCCGGGCCUUCAUCACCACAAUGGAGAAACUCGUUCACCCCCCGGCAGCGGAAGCGAGGGGGGAGGAGCCUGGAAGGAACGAGGAGAGCGCUCAGAAACCCCUUCACCUCAUCACCACAACAACAACAACAACAACAAUAAUAACAACAACAACGAGCGUGACCAGAAGCCGAUGCCACCGCCCGCUGCGAAUGGUCGCGAGAUGAACGGCGUGGGCAGCGAAGACGAAGACCCAAGCGCCCGCCGUGGCCACCCUCUGUAUGGCCACGGGGUGUGCAAAUGGCCAGGGUGCGAGGCCAUCUGCGAAGACAUUCACGCUUUCCACAAGCACCUCAACACAGAGCAUACCCUCGACGACCGCUCAACCGCACAGGCCAGAGUGCAGAUGCAGGUCGUAAGCCAGCUGGAACGUCAACUCACCAAGGAGAGAGAUAGAUUACAGGCAAUGAUGAAUCACCUCCACAUGAACAAGCAGCAGCAACAACAACAACAGCAACAGCAACAGCAACAGCAGCCUCCGCACCUGCCAGCGCCGCGAGUUGCGUCACCAGAGCCGCCGCAGCCGCAGCCGCAGCCCAUCGUCGAACCGCCAUCGCAAUAUCCUUCUCGUUCCCAGAGUCCUGGCGGUAUCCUGCCGAAAUUGCCCCUUGGCGCUGGCCUGCUUGGAGGAGGGGCGCUGGGUGCCAACCCCCUGGGACUCCCCCACUCUCCCAUGGCGCAGAUGCCGCCCGUGUCUUUGUUUGGUGCAAUAGGAACACGCCCGCCGCCCAUGCUCCAGCCGCCCACGCCCACGAGCUGCGGGCCGCUGCGCCGACGCCUAACAGACAAAGCCGCACUCCUUACUCCAGGUGGGACUCAAGAGUUGCAAUUUGGAGCAAGAUUUCUCACAGAUGUGUCGUGGCCGCUAGAGGACUCCCAAGUGACUAGACGCCGCCUGGCAGACCGCGCUGCUUUAGACGUUAAUGAAGAAAUACAAAGGAAUCGAGAAUUCUACAAGAGCACAGAAGUUCGCCCACCAUUUACCUAUGCAUCACUCAUAAGACAGGCAAUCAUAGAGUCGCCAGACAAGCAACUAACAUUGAAUGAGAUAUACAACUGGUUCCAAAAUACAUUUGCUUACUUCAGACGUAACGCAGCAACUUGGAAGAGCACCUUCGCGUACUUCAGACGUAAUGCUGCUACUUGGAAGAAUGCCGUCCGCCACAACCUGUCCCUUCACAAAUGUUUCAUGCGUGUGGAGAACGUCAAGGGCGCCGUGUGGACGGUGGAUGAAGUGGAAUUUUACAAGAGGCGACCACAACGCUGCGCCACCGGGGGUGUGCCCAGCAAAAGCCCAACUCUCACAGGCAGCCCAACUCUUUACGGCGAGGCCCUCAAUGCUAGCCUACAGGCUGCCUUGGCAGAUUCUAACCUGCCGCUGUUGAACACUGCCUUCAGUGUUAGCUCCAGUGUGGAUAAGAGCGGAUCCCCACCUGUAUCCUACCAUGAGGCAAUGACACGUCAUGAGGAGGAGGAAGAGCCUUCACAUAGAGAGCGUGAGCGUGAGGAGGAGCCAGAGGACUCCUACCCAUCACAGCUGGUCAAGCAGGAAAUGACUGAAGAGGAGACGCCAAUGGAAACUCAGCGAGACUGUGAAGACGAGACACACCCUGCAGCUUCUCCUGUAUCUCACUACCGUCAUUAUUCUGGGAUGGAGGAGGACCGGCCCCGCUCCCAUAGCCCAGUGCCACCCAGUCCUGUGUCCCAGCCACCACCACCACCUCCAGUGUCCCACUCAAUGCCCCAUGUGCCCACUUCACUGGGACUCCCCCCACCUCUGCAAUUACUACAUGAGGCUCACAUGAGGCAAGGACCUCCUCUAGAAGGCUAGUGAUGUAGGGUACGUGAAUGGAGUGACACAUUACCUCCCAGUGGUUAAAAACUACAUAAAAAUCACCACUUUUCCUACUGCCAUCUUCCUCAACAAGCCAGCCAGUGGAUUCUGGCAAGGAAGCAAGAUAAAUAACAGCCAGUUAUGGAUAUCUUGCAGUUAUGUUAUCUGGUAUCUUUUAUUUAGAUGGUGUAUUAUCUCCUGUACACAAAGAAAAAAAAAGCACUGGCUUGUGUACAUGAUGCAGGGAAACCUGUAGGAAAGGAAGGAAGAAUUUGUUAUUUUUGCACUGACGGAAUUAGACUUUCUAAUAGUAAUUGUUUCAUAUCAGACUAGUCUUACCUAAGGCACUGUCGUCGGUCAAGGCACAAGUGUGUAUGUUCUCGGUGAUGGACAGACAUUGUUUUGUACAGAAGGUUUUGACAAGGAUGUGAUCGCAUACUGUAGUAAAAGUGUAGAUUGAACUGGACUACAGGAAGCGCAGGCAGAGUCUUCUGGAGCCUCUAGCCUCACCUAGUGUAGAGUAGCCUAAGGCAACAGAUGGCUGGGCAGCCAACUGUGUACCAUUCCUAGAUGGGUCACCAAGAUCCAUGUGUGCUUUCCUAGCCCCUGAACCCCAUCCUUAGCCCAGUAGAUAUUGUCCAAGCAUGCGUCACAUUAAGUUCAACUUAAGACUAAACACAUUUCAAAAGUCUUAGUUGAACAAAAGUACUAGGCACUGAAUCAUAUUUAUUACUGAAAGGGACUACCAGCUAAAGUUAAAUAAUUUAUCAAGUGCCAUAUUUUGAGUCCUUUAUGAGCUAACAUGUUGUCAGUAUAAUGCAGUUAAAUUUGAUCUCAGACUUGAAAUAGCUCUUCCAUGACAAUUACUAGCACCUCCAGUCAGUAAACCCUUAAAUUUGUUUCACUCUUAUUAAACUAAAUGAAAGUUAGUAUUUAAAAAAAAUCACCUUUGUGUAGCAAGUCUACAAGAAACGAUCUUGUAAACUUCCUGCAAACGGCAAAGUUACAUUAUCAAUAUAAAUACAUCUUCCUGACGCAGUAGUCUUGUACCUCAAAGAAACCCACCUAUUUCCAUUAUUUACACUAUUUAUUUGUUAUUUAUAUUGUAGAGUAAGUGGGGUUAGGACAGCACAGAAAUGAGAUCCCUGGUAGUGUAGUGUUCUAGUGUAAAUUAGAUUUAAACAGCCAUCCCAAACCUAGUGAGACAUGGGAGAUGUGAUUGUGUAGUUGUCUGAAAUAUGUUUUGGGGUUCAGUUCUUGUAAAGGACUGCAGUCAGUAAGGUUCAAAAAAGUGUAGUGUAACAUGUCAAUUAUGUGAGGAAUGUUUCACCUCUAAAACAGAUUUUCAGGACAUAUGACAUGGCGUCAUAGAACACUGUCAAUGGUGUUUUUUAGAUUCUUUUAUUGGUUCUUCCUUUUUAGCUGAUUAAAUUAAGAAAUAAUGCAGGGUUUACUGUGACAUUGAAAUCUAAAUGAACCAGUGAACUGAAUUAUAAUUAUGGAAUUAUCUGUUGCCUGUCUCUAACCACAUCAUUUGCAAUGACUCAUUAUAACAGUGACUGUAACAUUAAAGUCCCAAGUGUCUAAGACAGCCAGAACAAUGUGUAUACCCUUCUCCAAAGUAAGUUCAUUGGGCUUGGUUCGUAGGAAUUGCAUAGAAUGGACCACUGUUGUAGAAGCAUUGUUAAAAAUGCUACCAUAUGAUACAUACUCAAGCCUGUGUAUUGCAUUACCACUGUAGGUUAGCCUUGCUGUGUUGGGGAGUCAGAACUAUGUUGGGUAUGCCAGUAACCAGAAAUCUCAUGUCUUCUCUUAACCAUUUCCAUACAUUCAGUUCCUAAUCCCAUCUCACUGUUACUGUAGAUUGCCAUUGUUUCAUCAAGUUCCUUUAUAUACAGUUGGUGUACUAUAUCUGUCACCUGCAGUUGGUGCACCCACUGCCAAAAGAUGUUGCAGUGAACCCCCAUUAUAGUUCUGUUCCCUAUAUCGCCAUAUGUCCCUGUUGGUCGCAAGUCACACGGUAGUAGAACAGCUUCUUGUAGAACAUUCCCCCCUUGGGCAACAUCAUGCCCAGACCCCAAGCAAUAACUGUCUGACGUAUGACUGAGUGUAUUACCAUGAACAGUUCCCCCUCUCCCAUUUUGCAAUGUCCAGCUACUGUCACUGAAUGUGGCUCUCUGUAAGGUAGUUGUUUAGAGGUGCUUUGUUUAUUUGAAGCUGCUAUAUAUACAUUGAACAUUCUGUGUAAGCAGAAGUUUAUUUCACUGUGACUUGCAGAGAGCCCUAGGUGCAAGCAUGGAUGAGAAGUGAGACCCGUAACAUGCGUGUGGUUUAAAUACUACUUCAGAAAGGUUUGUUUUAAUCGACAGUGAUAAAAAGCAAAUCUUGCCGAAGAGCAAGUUUGGUCUGGAUAAAACAAAGCAUUUAUUUGCCAUGGUGAUAUCAUAAUUUUCAGAAAAAGACAUUACAGGCAACAGAUAUGAACAAAAAUGACUGUUGGCAGUAUGUUUUUGUUAAACAAGUGUAACACAAUGUCCACAUGCAUAAAGGGCCUCCUGUAUAUAAUCUCUUGAAUGAAGUGAAACGCAGUAAACAAAGUAAGGACAGAGAGUGAUUUAGUUGGAAAAAUAUUCCACACUGAAUUGCUUACUACAGACUUGACUUUGGUAAUUGCGUGACUUAAUGAGCCAGGUCAGAGAUCUGGCCUCGUACAAGUGUACAGAUUUUUAAGUUACAGGUAUUACAACCAUCCUUUUGUUCAUAUUGUAAAUUCAACAAAGGCAGUAUCUAGUUGUGUCUGCCAAGACUCACUAAUAUUAUUAUUCAGAUUUAGUCCAGAGAACUAUAGAAGAUGAAUAAAGCAUGUCCUCAACUCUAUAUUUAUAUGGCAAAAUGCUUUGUAUGCCAGACAUGUUCAUUAAUGAUGAAAAUUAGUGUGUUUUGAUAUUCAGCGCAUAAGUGAAGAAUUUCUGUCCCUAUAGUCUCAUUCCCUACUGCUUGAGCAAAAUGUAUACAAGAUCUCCAUUGUCCAUAGUAAAGUUACAUCUUCCAGUGUGUGGAAAUAGACUGAAAAGUUUUACUAUUCAGGUAAACAGGGAGGUGGCAUCUGUGAUCUAUUUACUCGGUGAAACUGAAGGAAAACUACAUGACCAAGAUGCUUGAACCUUGAGGUUUGUGUGUGUAACUAAUAUAAAGAAAUAUUAAUAUAGUGGUUUACUCCAAAGACCAUGUGAAGAUCUGAAGUGAUUUUUUUUUUUUUUUUCGAGAGUGAACUUUCUGCAUGUGUGACAACUCAUUCAUUCCUUGGAAAAAGAUGUCUUUGUUUCAUAUGUUACCAAUUGAUUUCCAGUCUCUCUGCCAGAAAAAAAGAAGUAAUGGAAAGAAAUUGAGAACAAAGUGAUGAAAAAGAGCAUUCACAGUACCACAUAUGUAACUACUGGGACCUGUAAGAAAAUAGUAAAAAACUUGCAGGGUUACUUUAUGUGCAAUGGGCCAAUAUACUUUGGAAACGGUGAUAACCUUGAAAGUGAGUUUACUUUCCUGAGUCAGUAGACUAUAUUUAUUUUCAUAAUGUCAUGAUAGAAAAGAAAAGAAAAAAACGAAAAGAAAAAAACAAAAACAAUAGAAAUGAUCUGGAAGUUGUGAUAUUUGUGCUGACACUGAUCUGAGUAAAUACCCCAUGAUGUACUGUGACAAAUGCUUUUCACAGUUCAUAAGUCAUGACAAAUCACCUUUUAAUAAAUGUGUUUUCCCAGAUUACUGAUGCAAGAAUGACCAGAAAAAAAUAUGUGAUAAGUUGUUAACCAGAUUGCUGACCUCUAUGGAGUAUCUGUCUGCAAGUGUAGUUUUUUUCAGUGAUAAGUUGAAACACUGUACACCCCACAUGUAAAGUCCCUACAGAGCAAGUAAAGUCAUUAGAGUAA